GUUUGGAUGUAACUGGGGAAAUGGGCCAAUGGUAGCUGCCUCUGCACUGCACCAAACAUUAGCCAAUGGCAGGCAGAGGAGCGGGAAAACAGGGUUAAGGCGGGAAAACUGUGAGGGGAAGAAGGAGACAAUAUGGAGGAUAAUUUUAAAAACAACAACUGGGGGUACACACAACCAUAUAACAAUAUAACAAUAAACUGGGGAAAACUGGGGUAAAACUGUCAAGUCCAGGGAAUGUCAUAUCCAGUAUGAGAAUGUCCAAUCUGGUACAAAAAUGUCCAUUUAUGGGUCAUAAAUCUUUCUCCAAGCUUCAUAUUUUUGCCACUCCGUCUCUCCUCCUCCAACAUGGAUCCUUAAAUGCAACACAUGACAACUUACUCUGUUUAGGAGAACUAGAAUCUUGGAUCCAGCUUUAAGAAUAAGGGUCAUCUGUUGAUACAAAGAAAUCAACACAGAGCUGUGGACAACGUGUAUUAUUUUUGAAGUGCAUAUUUUAAAAGCAUUUCUUUCCUGCUGUAAUUUGGCAGUUGCAGGGUGAUAGGAAAGGAUGGAGAAAACAAAUUAUAUCUCAACUUAGUGGUGCUCUGAGGAAAAGGACCAUAGGUACUCAGUUAGGACUUGUUCAUCAAUUCAUGCAUGCCUGAAAACUUGGACACAUACCUUUCACCUGCAAUCUACAGGCUCUUCAGUUACAUUUGCUCUUAGUCCACUUCUGUCUUCACCUCUGGUUGCUCAUCAGCAUGAACUAAGUGUUGGGGCACCAGUCCCACAAAGCAUCUGGCACAAAUUCUGUGGUUUCCAAUGGGAAGAAACAAGGACACAGCUGUGCCAAGCACCUAAAACUAAGCAGUGCUCCCAAGUUCUCUAAGGUAGACUUUUGUCACACUGAUGUUCAAGUUUAAGCUUGAGAACAUGAACAGCUUCUACCUCAUCUCUAUCGAGUAAUGCUGCCUGCACUAGUAUUGUCCACACUGAGCUUGCUAGUAAAGAGGAGUCUGCAGUCAACUGAAUCAGGUUAUUUAUAUGCAAUAAACUUCAAAAUACAGCAGAGAAUUCCGGGAGUGAAAAGAUUCAGGAACAAAAGACAGAAAAGUGCUCAACAGUCGUGGAUAAAAUGAAAGAUUUGAGUCUGAAAGACACAAUUACCCGAAGUGAGUUAGUUGACAUGGAAGGUGUUCCCCUCACAAAACCAAUGGGCAUCACAUGGGAUCAAGUACAAAAGUUCAAAGCCAGACCUGAUGAUGUGUACAUUGCAACCUAUGCAAAAGCAGGUACCACAUGGACACAGGAGAUAGUGGAUAUGAUUCAACAAAAUGGAGAUACUGAGAAAUGUAGACGUGAAACGACUUACAAGCGCCACCCUUUCCUUGAGUGGUUUGUUGCAGAGCCUCCAUCUGAACGUUACUCAGGUGUAGAGUUAGCUAAUGCCAUGCCAUCUCCAAGAACAAUAAAAAUUCAUCUGCCUGUGCAGCUGGUGCCUCCCUCCAUCUGGGAACAAAACUGUAAGAUAAUCUAUGUGGCAAGAAAUGCAAAAGACAAUAUGGUGUCAUACUACCACUUCCACAGAAUGAACAAGGCUAUGCCUGAGCCAGGAACCUGGGAGGAGUUUGUGGAGAAAUUCAUGUCUGGACAAGUGCUCUGGGGUUCCUGGUAUGACCACGUAAAAGGAUGGUGGAAGGCCAAAGAUAAGCACCGUAUUCUCUACCUCUUCUAUGAAGAUAUGAAGGAGAAUCCAAAGCGAGAAAUUCAGAAGAUUGCGAAGUUUCUGGAGAAGGACUUGAGUCAGGAGGUUCUAAACAAGAUAGUCCAUAAUACCUCAUUUGAGGUAAUGAAGGAAAAUCCCAUGACAAACUACACUAAAGAUUUUCAGGGAAUAAUGGAUCACUCCAUUUCCCCGUUCAUGAGAAAAGGGGUUGUUGCAGACUGGAAGAAUCAUUUCACUGUGGCACAGAAUGAGAAAUUUGAUGAAGAUUAUAAGAGGAAAAUGUCUGAUACCUCUCUUGUUUUUCGCAUGGAAUUGUGAUUAUUUGCAAUGGGAAUUAAUGAUCUUCAGCCUUUUCCAUGUUAUAUAUUUUGCCUUCACAAAAUGCCAGCGUCCCUAGGAUUUCCAUCUCUGUUCACACUCCACUGAUUAUGCUAAAGUUUAAGUCUCCCUGAAAAAAAUAAUUCCACUGGAUACUUCUUAUUCAUUCCUCCGACAGUAACUUUCAGCAUUAAUAAAAAUAUUUCACACAUGCUUUGAA
Messenger RNA from Pipra filicauda (Wire-tailed manakin), 2243 nucleotides. Its product is annotated as sulfotransferase 1C1. The coding region runs from base 1115 to 2023 and encodes 302 amino acids. Gene Ontology annotation, biological process: sulfation. The transcript is spliced from 9 exons. Gene Ontology annotation, molecular function: sulfotransferase activity. Gene Ontology annotation, cellular component: cytoplasm. NCBI's taxonomy places the organism in Eukaryota, Metazoa, Chordata, Aves, Passeriformes, Pipridae. The record is from RefSeq and is a predicted model, not a curated record.